Sceloporus undulatus (fence lizard) is the source of this 2003-nucleotide messenger RNA. RefSeq names its product golgin subfamily A member 6-like protein 22. The coding region runs from base 126 to 1781 and encodes 551 amino acids. The record is from RefSeq and is a predicted model, not a curated record. The transcript is spliced from 4 exons. Gene Ontology annotation, cellular component: endoplasmic reticulum. NCBI's taxonomy places the organism in Eukaryota, Metazoa, Chordata, Lepidosauria, Squamata, Phrynosomatidae.
CUAGAAUGUGGAUUUGUCUGAACUGGUUUUGCCAACCAGGGCAGCUGGGUAUCCAACUGAGAGAGACAGUGUGGCUAAGUGAUAAAUCUAAACUGUGAUCAAUCUCCCCUGUGCUCAAAUUCUCAAUGGAUGCCAAUGCUGAUCUGGCAACAUCUCAAGUUCUCCCUGCUGGUGCAGCUGAUGCUCUGGCAAAUGGUGACCAGAGAACACCAGUAGAGACCAGGAGGCAGAUGGAGAACUCCAACAACCCUUUGCAGUUGGAAGUGGUUGUCCAAGAGGAUAAGAAUGGCCACAAAUAUGACAAGAGUGACUGUGAUAAGGAGGAGGAGCAGAGAAACACCAGGAAGACCCACAGAGCUGAUAGCGACAUUGAGAAGAUGCGCUUGGACUUUGAGCUGACUGUGCUAAAGCGCCAGCAUGAGGAGAAUGACAAGCAGCGGCAACAUGAGGAAAAGAUGGAGCAUAUCCGCCAACGGUCACCAUCCAGGACUGGAGCUCGAGGGGAAGAGGAGCCACUCAGCAUCAAGUUAGACCCCAUCACAGAAAUUGAGCUGGAAAAAAUGCGCAUGGAGUUUGAGCUGGCCAAGCUGAGGCACAUCUCUGAAGAGAAUGAACGACAAAGGCAGCAUGAGCAGAGAAUGUGUGAAGACAAAGAAAAGCAGCGGCAACAUGAUGAAAAGAUGGAGCAGAUGCACCAGCAUCAAGGGAAUGUCAGAGUAGUCAGCCAAAAAGUUUCCACUGGUGGCAUGGGAGAAGCAGUAACUGAGACAUCCUCUGGAGCCUCUGCUGAGAUGGGGAAGGUGAGGAUAGAACUCCAGCUGGCUAUGGAAGUGUACCUGCCAGAAAUGCAGGACAAGAAAAAGAAGCAUCCCUGUGAGCCGAAGAACCUUUGGGAAAGCCCAAAGGUGGAGCAGCAAGUAGAAAGUAAACCUGAGGCAGAAAAAACACAAGCACCACCUGAACAGCAAAAUGAUGGUGUGACUGAACACCUGGGCCUUCAGGUACCUCGCAUUGUGGUCAGCGGGGCAGAGCCAAAGUGGUCAAGCAGCAGGCUGGAUUUAGCCAUUGAGACCGAGCUGGAGAAGAGGCGGAUGGAGUUUGAGCUGACAAGACUGAAAUAUGAGCAUGAGGAGAAUGAACGGCAACGCCAGCAUGAGGAGAAGAUGGAGCAGCUCCGUCAGCAUGGGGUGCCACCCCGGGAGGAGGACAACCCUGACAAUGCCUCAUCUGCUGGUGACAAUGUUACAGAGCCAACCUCAGUUCCUGAUGAUCUGACUGAGCCACCCUGUACCCCUAAUGAAGUGACAGAUCCUCUAGAUAUCAGAGAUGAAGAGGCACAUGUCAUCACAAAGCCACGGGCAGAGCUGGACAAUCUGCACCCUCGCCUGCCCAACUCAGAGGGUGAGGUGGAUGGCUGGGCUCAAACAGAGCAGUCCAACAAAAAGGGCCGUGACAUUUUGGCACCCCAGUUGGAGAAGAUGCGCCUUGACAUGGAGCUCACUAUGACUAGAUACCGCUAUGAAGAUAAGGAGAAGCAGAGGCAGCAUGAGGAGAAAAUGGAAGAGAUGCGUCUGCAGACCACCAGCACAACAACACAGCCUGCUGGGAGAAGCCAUCACCACCUCUUACCUCAGGAUCAGUUUACCUUGUUCCUGUACUGCUUCAUCUUCAUCCACAUCAUCUAUAUAGUGAGAGAGCUGGUGUUCUUCUUCAUUAAGAAGCAUGAGAUGUUUGCCAUUGGUUUCAUCCUCAUAUGUGCAAUUAAAGCAUUCUGGAAGUAGAGUCUUUGGCAUGAAUGUUGUUCCCUUUCCAUAGGGCCCUUCAGUGACUCCGAAUCCAGCAUCUGAGCCCUUUGUAAAGUUCAUUUAACACAACCCUCCCUCUGCUAUCCUCUUUCUAGUACAUGCCACAAAGACUCUGUAAGUCAAUUCUGGCCCCAUAGUUCUGUCAUUUCCACCACCCCCAAGCAACAAAACUUUGUGGAACAUAAUAAAGUGUGUAAA